Messenger RNA from Iphiclides podalirius (scarce swallowtail), 1089 nucleotides. NCBI's taxonomy places the organism in Eukaryota, Metazoa, Arthropoda, Insecta, Lepidoptera, Papilionidae. The record is from the annotation of a GenBank genome assembly.
AUGAGCGUGUCCACGCGCGGGUCCGAACACGUUACGACGUGCUUCGACCUGCUGCAUUUUGACCGCUUAUUCGGUGGCGGUGGAGCAAUGGCCUCCUCAUCUCCCGAAGAUGAGGAAGCACUACUCUGCGAUGAGCUCAAAGAGCUCCACUCUCCAUCCGGGGCAGCGACAGACACCUUAUCAUCUUUAGGAUCCAUAUGUGAUAGUGCUAGAAAAGAUAGUGAUCUAGAAAAAGGCCGUGUUGAAGAAACUGAUGUGCUUAAAGGGAAAUGGUGUACUAUUAAAGAAUAUCUUAAAGACUACACUGUUAAUUCUAAUUUACACGGCCUGCGCUACAUCGGUGACAAAGAACGUACUACUGUCGAAAAACUUUUCUGGCUUUUUAUGUUUAUAUGUUGCUUAGUUUUCUGCGCUCGCUCGAUAAAUAGUGCUUACACAAAAUGGAAUGAGAGUCCCUUAAUCGUAAGUUUUUCAGAAAACCCGACGCCUGUGUGGGAGAUACCAUACCCCGCAGUAACAGUGUGCUUAGAAACUAAAUCCAUGCAAACAAGAUUCAACUUCACGAAAUAUUUUCAUCUCUAUACCAAUAACAUAACGUAUGUAAAGUUGACGGAAGAGGAGCGUCACAUGUACGAGGAUAUUUCCCUGGUUUGCGACGAUCACUUAGCCCCGCUUAGUGGUCGAAAAUUCUCAAACGGAAAUACAACUGUUGCAAAUUUGAAACGGGUUUCUCCGAACGCUGCUGAUAUUUUCUUCGGUUGCAAAUGGAAAGACGUCCCCGUGUACAAUUGCGUGGAUCUUUUUUCGCCCAUUCUAACAGAAGUUGGUUCCUGCUACACCUUUAAUACGAUGGGUGCAGAAGAGAUCUUAAGAAUUGAGAACUUGCAUACCGAAUACAAAUAUUUAGAAACUUCCAAUUCUUCCCGAGGUUGGACAUUAGAAGAGGGUUAUCCUCCGUUUACUCCGGUACAAACCUACCCAUACCGAGGCUCGGGCUAUGGGGCGAAAGGCGUAUUAAUAUUUCUACUUAAAACCAAUGACGUUGAUUUAGACAACCUUUGCAAAGGGCCAGUGCAGGGAUUUAAGGUG